GGCAGUAGCGAGCGAGGCUCCCGACUGAGCGGAGGCCUCGACUAGAACUCUUUAUUCUGUGCUCUGGCGACUAAUCACUGUUUACAUAUACACAAUCAGCUGUUUCUCUCGAAAUUAAAAUGAAGAUAACUAGUGUAGUGAUAUUCUUAAGUUUAGUGAUAAAUUCUUAUGAGAAAUCCACCCCCCAAGAUGACCACUACGUAGGAGCUGUGGUGGAGUACACAGUCACUGGGAACGUGGCGACGAACCUCGCCAACUAUGCUAACCUUAUUAAGGAAGCUGCUGAUCAGGGUGCAGAUAUUGUCGUGUUUCCAGAACUGACGCUCACGAAUAGCUCGACUACCUUCGAAGUACCACUGUAUGGCAAUCUACGAGACCACCCUGUCCCGGCUCUGAGUCCUGAUUUGUAUGAUGAGUUCAUGGUGACGAUAUCAAACGCUGCGCUACAAAAUGACAUCUACGUGGUGAUCAACGGCCGCGAGCUGCUGGACUGCACGGUGCAGCAGGCAGCAGACGAGUACUGCCCGGAGGCCAAGCAGUACGUCUUCAACACCAACGUCGUCUUUGACAGGACUGGAAAGGUCAUCGACAGGUUCCGUAAGAUCAACUUAUUUGGUGAGUUCUCUCACACGCCUGCCCUGCGCCCGGACCUGGGGGUGUUCGAGACUGACUUCGGCGUCAGCUUCGGCCACUUCAUCUGCUUCGACCUGAUGUUCCAGGUGCCAGCCGUGCAGGUCGUGCAGAAGAGCAAAGUCAAGAAUGUCAUCUUCCCUACUAUGUGGUUCUCUGAACUGCCAUACUUAACAGCUGUGCAAAUACAGGAGGCAUACGCCUAUUCCCUGGAUGUGAACUUCCUCGGAGCUGGAGCUAACAAUGUCAGAGUUGGCAGUGCAGGUUCCGGAAUAUACUCUGGAAAGGCGGGCGCCCUGAUUAGCAUCAUGCCUGGAUUGCCAACCACUAAAGUACUUGUAGCCAAAGUGCCUAAAGUUCCUGGACAAGUAACAGAGCCGUUCCCGGGCCCCAUAUACGAUGACCCGGCCAACCACGACAACUUGAAAUUGAUCACAGACCCCUCCCUACCGUCUCACGUCACUAGACUGCUGGAACUAGGCUCCCAGGAGUUCACAUUGGUGGACAAAGACGUAUCAUGCACCUUUAAAGUCACUCUCGCCCAGAGGGAGGGCAACACGCCGGUGUACUAUCGCGCCUUCGUCCAAGAUGGCACCAACACAUAUGCAAGGCGUGAAGUAGGUGUAGCUGCGUGCCUCCUCGUCGCUUGUAAAACUGAUGACGUCAACUCCUGCCCUUACAGGUUCAACAAACAAGAAGAGAUCACAGUAGAAAAACUAGAAAUAGAAAUGAGAACACACGACAAUACGUACAACGAUACACUGCAAUGCGACAACAUCGAAUAUUUCCCAGUCACAGUGAGAUAUAACAAGUUCCCACUAAGUCCUAAGAAUUUCACAUACACUGUUAAAGAGAAGGACCCACAACAAUGCGAACCUGAUGAUCAGAACACUAUAUCAGUUUUGCAGCAAGAAAUUCUGAGUAGAAAGAGUCGAGAGACUUUGAGAUUCAAGAUAAAUGUUCCUCAAAAUGAGCUGGUAGCGUUUGGUAUUUGGGGCAGGGUUUAUACCAGGGACGUGGAUCACAAUAAGGGGGCAUCCGAAGAAGAUAUACAAAACUUCAAUACUUUACUGGACGAUAUAUUCAGUUCCGAAUAAUGUGCUAUUAAUUUUGUAAAUGAAUGUGCCAUUUUUUUUAAACUUGAUUGAAGUACUAACAUCGUUGUGAUUGUGAUGUGGAAUCGUUUUGGAGAAAAAGGUCUGAUACGUUGUUGUUUUGUUUAUUUUAGGUAGACCACAUAAAGAUAUUUUUUUACUUGAAUUUUUCAAUUUACGUACGUAAGUACAAUGGUGGUCACAUGCGCCUGAUCACCACUAAGUUAAUGUUUGCUUGCACCUGAUAAGAUACGCUCUCUAGCCCCGCUUAGGUUGGUGUCGGAGCAGGCGUAGGUAGUCAAACAAGGGAUUACACGCGUUGCGUCACUAAGCUAUGACGUUAUCGCUUUUCUAUUAAAUGAGACAUUUUUAGGCUUAAUGUUUAUGCUGGGUUCAAGCAAUAACAUAUUAAAAUGAUCAGGCGGAUCUGUCCUCCACUGUACGUAUUCGUAAUAUAUGGAGAAAAAGUUUGUAUUCAAAAUUAGUACAUUCUUGUUGCAUAUUUACAUUAGAUUUAUUAUUGAAGUUUUCGACAUGUACCUAAUCUAGUUUUUGCUGUAGUUAUAAUUUUAUUGUUGUAUUCAGUACUGAUGAUUAAUGAUCUGGUUUCCUACAUCUAUUUCUUUUUGUAUGUUUUAAAAAUAUUUUUAGUAUGUGAUAAAUUGAUUGAAAGACUGAUAUUUUUGGAUGAUAGAUCGAAUUUAAAGGAAAAGAUAUGGAAUUGUAAACAUUGUGAUGAAUGCUGCAAAAAUGUUUUAUAAUACUUAGAUUCUGGAUGACAAGUUCAUAGAACUUUAUUCUUUAGUUUAAGAGUAAUAAUAGUGAUAAUCGCUUGUCAAAUUACGUAUAAUGAACAUUAAUUUAGUAUAGGUAUGUCUAGUAGUUAUUAUUUCGUAUGCUCUUGAAAGUUGAAUUUUAAAAAUUAUGCCUUAGUAUUUUACCAUCAAUAGAAUAACAUAAAUAUUUUGUUCAAGAGUUAAUGUUAUCUAUAAAAAAAAAUUACAAUGAUUGAUUGCAUUGCUCGUACGGUUGCAAACCACACUAUACUGGGUUCAAUGUCCAAGUCGAACAAUGCGAAUGGCAAUGAACUUGAAUUAUAUUAUUACAUAAACAAUGGCAUAAAAUAAACGAUGCCAAUAUUAUAUCCUAUACAAAUACACCUUAGUCUAAUCCUUUGGUUGAUAGCUAGUACAAUAUUAUUUUAUGAUGUAAUCUUAUAAGAAUUAAAUAAUUGCGUCUUAAAGUA
Molecule: messenger RNA, 2970 nt
Organism: Spodoptera frugiperda (fall armyworm)
Lineage: Eukaryota; Metazoa; Arthropoda; Insecta; Lepidoptera; Noctuidae
Product: vanin-like protein 2
Exons: 10
Coding region: 120-1727 (535 amino acids)
Source: RefSeq, a predicted model, not a curated record